UAUUAUUGGUACCUUUAAAAUGGAUCAAUCAUUUUCCUUGGAUGAAAAUGGUAAUCGGACUCCAUUCAAGGUACCAAAUGCAACCUCUACUCCCCGAAAGACCAAGAACGUUUCGAAAUUGGUUUGUCAGCACUGUGGCAAAACAUAUCAGCUCCAGUUUUAUUUCGAAAAACAUGUCGCCACCCACUCAAGUGAUUUCACAGCCCACGGAACAAACACUGCUGACUUAAAUGUCAGCAAUGCUGUGCAUAUUGACACAAGUAAUUUAUCGUUCAGUCAAUUGCAACCUGACAAUGCAUCGUUUAAAAUACCUAAUGCACCUCAAAAAAAGAAGAAAGUAGUCACGUCCAAAGUUAACAAGACAGCAGCCAAACUAAUCUGCACUUAUUGUUUGAAAGCAUACAUAUGCAAGCGUUCCUUCAAGACACAUUUGAGGACUCAUAUCAUUCAAAGUGCUGCUAAACGCUUUCCAGAUGGUAAGAAAAUUCUGGAGAACUGUGAGGAGAUAGCCGACAAAGCCUUGCUUGAAGUUUCAAAGUGCAUAAGUGUCGGGGAAAGUGGGCAGAGGUUCAAACACUUAGUGGGCCACAUUGCUGGUGUCGCAGGCAAUCAAGAAUGGAAGCUUUUUUGUCAUGGAUUGUGUGGGGAGCUAGUUGAUAGCAUUAAGGACAAAAUGUGUAUCCUUCCAUCCACUCUAGUCACUUACUUGAUAGAUAAACAUGAAAAAAUUACUUCUAGUUCUGAAACAUGUGAUGCUCUUCUUAAAUUGCUGAACUUACCUGAUGAGUUUGAGAGAAAUGUAUUGUACCAGUUCCUUUUAGAAUUAAGUCUUAUAUUUUUGUUGGAGAUUGUCAAGUUUAUUUCCAAGACAUUCCGCAGCACUCUACCUCAGAAGUUGCAAGUUGUUACAGAACUUGACAAAGAAGACAGACAAGUUAUUUAUUAUAUAGGUGGUUCAAUUAUGCGAGGGUACUUGAAGAUUGCAAGAAGAUCCGAAAAAAGUAAAACCUGGCAAAGUGUGGCUUCAGUAAUCAAGACCAAUAUUUUAAUGGACAAACCUGUUGCUGAUAUUGAUCCUGACUCAGAAUGGACAAUUAGUGUAGACAGGGGAAGUUUGCUUUACAUUAAUGCCGAAUGCCAAAGAUUUUUUGUUAAGUUGACUAAAGUUGUGUAUGCUAAUGAACAAUGUGAUGGCUCAAUAGAUUAUGACAAGGUCAUAACAUGUGUGACUAAUUCAGAACUCAGUGUGGAAUGGGGAACCAUGAUAGGUGAUUCAUUGCCGGAGACAGUUUCAGUAAAUCUCAUGAAUGAUGUGGUUCUGGGUUUGUGUAGAACAUGUGGCAGAGGCUUUGCAAAGAGGAGGCUAAAUGCUCUGAGAAACAGGCCCAUGGUGUCGAUGCCAACAAGACAUUUGGUUGCCAGUCGAAAGAAUCGUUAA
Thrips palmi is the source of this 1438-nucleotide messenger RNA. RefSeq lists its product as uncharacterized. The coding region runs from base 20 to 1438 and encodes 472 amino acids. The transcript is spliced from 4 exons. The record is from RefSeq and is a predicted model, not a curated record. NCBI's taxonomy places the organism in Eukaryota, Metazoa, Arthropoda, Insecta, Thysanoptera, Thripidae.